GGAAAUGGAAUGUGCGGAAUGACAAACAAUGGACCCUUGUGCUAUUGCGAUGUGAGUCGAGACUACUGGUACUUUGGUGCUCACUGUGAUCAUGCGAUUCAUAAGAAUGGACUGAUCGCUGGUUUAUCAGUGACACUAAUUGUACUUCUCCUUGGCCUUCUGGCUAUUAUCAUCUACAACAUAAAGUUUCGCAGGACCAUAAAGCAAUUUGAAAGCAAAGGGGAUGAGCUAAAGAAAGAAAUAAUGGACAAGUGGGGAGAUGAUGAAUGGGAAUGGAGCAAUUCUGGGAUCAACAUUGCCAUUGAAAAAGGCACUGAAAAUCUUGAUGGUUCAAUAGCUGAGGAGGAAUCCUGCAGCAGUUCCGGGAGUUAUACGACAUCAAUACCAAAGGGAGAGUUGAAAAUCCAGAUGCCAAAGAUGAAUAUGGAUAAUUUCUGCAAUGACGUGUAAUAUGUACAGAUGAAACUGCUGGAAUUUUGAUCAUGUACAC
Messenger RNA from Hypanus sabinus (Atlantic stingray), 490 nucleotides. Its product is annotated as mucin-3A-like. The transcript has 5 exons. The record is from RefSeq and is a predicted model, not a curated record. NCBI's taxonomy places the organism in Eukaryota, Metazoa, Chordata, Chondrichthyes, Myliobatiformes, Dasyatidae. Bases 10 to 450 code for a protein of 146 amino acids.